AUGGCGGAUCAAAAUGAUGUGGACUUGGACUCCAUCAUCGACCGUCUCCUUGAGGUCCGUGGCAGUCGGCCGGGCAAGCAGGUCCAGCUCUYGGAAACCGAAAUAAGAUACCUGUGCACCAAGGCUCGCGAGAUCUUCAUCUCUCAACCGAUUUUGCUCGAGCUGGAAGCCCCCAUAAAGAUCUGUGGUGACAUUCACGGCCAGUACUAUGAUCUCCUGCGCCUGUUCGAGUACGGAGGCUUUCCACCAGAGGCCAACUACCUCUUCCUAGGCGACUACGUGGAUCGGGGCAAGCAGUCGMUCGAGACCAUUUGCCUGCUGCUUGCGUAUAAGAUCAAGUACCCGGAGAAUUUCUUCAUCCUUCGUGGCAACCACGAAUGUGCAUCCAUCAACCGCAUCUAUGGCUUCUACGACGAAUGCAAGAGACGCUACAACAUCAAACUGUGGAAGACAUUUACCGACUGCUUCAACUGCUUGCCGAUUGCGGCCAUUAUUGACGAGAAGAUCUUCACCAUGCACGGUGGGCUCAGUCCGGACCUCAACUCAAUGGAGCAGAUCCGCCGCGUUAUGCGCCCAACCGAUAUCCCCGACUGCGGCCUGCUCUGCGACCUGCUGUGGUCCGAUCCUGACAAGGACAUCACCGGAUGGUCCGAAAAUGACCGCGGUGUCUCCUUCACCUUCGGCCCGGAUGUGGUCUCGCGUUUCUUGCAGAAGCACGACAUGGACCUCAUUUGUCGUGCACAUCAGGUUGUUGAAGAUGGUUACGAAUUCUUCUCGAAGCGUCAACUGGUCACUCUCUUCUCCGCGCCCAAUUACUGCGGCGAGUUCGACAAUGCCGGCGCCAUGAUGAGCGUCGACGAGUCUCUGUUGUGCUCCUUCCAGAUCCUCAAGCCGGCGGAAAAGAAGCAAAAAUUUGGCAGGAGAUAA
Molecule: messenger RNA, 927 nt
Organism: Ramularia collo-cygni
Lineage: Eukaryota; Fungi; Ascomycota; Dothideomycetes; Mycosphaerellales; Mycosphaerellaceae
Product: probable serine/threonine protein phosphatase PP1
Exons: 4
Coding region: 1-927 (308 amino acids)
Cellular component (GO): nucleus; cytoplasm
Molecular function (GO): protein serine/threonine phosphatase activity
Source: RefSeq, a predicted model, not a curated record